Microcebus murinus (gray mouse lemur) is the source of this 9145-nucleotide messenger RNA. The record is from RefSeq and is a predicted model, not a curated record. Lineage: Eukaryota; Metazoa; Chordata; Mammalia; Primates; Cheirogaleidae.
UAUUUAUACUCAUUGAACCCUUUUAUUGAUUUAUUCACUCAAGCCUUAUGGCAUUGGUGCAACUCAGAACAACUACAAAAAUUCUAAUGCAAUAUAUGGUCAAAAUGCAUUUUAGUUGCCUGAUGAUACAUUUUUUUUCUGUUUUGUUUUUUUUUUUUUUUUACAUUUGAGUGACCAAACUGGUACCUCCUAUUAUUUUCAAGUAGUUUGAGACUAGAGUGUAGGACAUUUUCCACUGAAGUACAUUUGGUAGAAUGUCCCCUGGGACUUCAGCUUGAUGGAGCGAUGUUGAACCGAUACCUACUUCCUUGGUAUAUUUGCUUUCUGUGAUGACUUGGUUGUACCUCUGUAAGAGUAUAGAGAAGGCACCAAGUAGCACCAAAGGUGCAAUUUAUUUGUUCUUUUCCUUUUAGUUGAUAGAUCAGAAUUAUUUUUGUUGCAAGUAAGAGAAACUAAAUUUAAUUUAAGCAAAAAACAUAUAUACCAGAAGAAUACAGGGUAGCCCUUGUAUCUGUAAGGAAAACUGGAAAGCACAGGUGGCUGUGGGGAUUUAGGGCUUCAGGGACAAAGUCCUCUUCACCCGCUCAGGUCUGUGCUCAGCAUCAGCACAUUUCUGGCAUGGUGGGGGUGGGGUGGGCAUGACACCAAGAGUGCAAGUGGAUUUGGGUCAUUCCCUGUGAAAACAAUCCCUGUAUGCUAGGCAUGAAAAAACAACAGAUUUCAGCAGGAUUCUCAGUUCUCUGAAACUAGAAGCAAUUUAACAUGCUUAUUUGCCAGUGUGGGUUAAACCUCCUUUUCCUUUUUUUGCUAAUGGAGGAGCAAUAAAAGUGGAGAAAGAUCAAAGAGGAAAGGAUCAUCAUCAGAUUGGGAAGCAUUUUUCCUGCAAAUACAACCUGGGAGUGGGCCUUGACACUCAGUAGCAUCCCUGUAUCAUUUUCAAGAGCCGUGGAUGGCUACCUAGGCUGCACUGUGUAACUCCAGUCACAUAAAGUUCAGCAUGAAUGGUGCCCCUGGAGUUGCACAGAAUCAUAGUGUCUGCCUUUCCACAUCUCUGUGCUUAUGUCAGAUUCUUUUCCCACUUCUCUAAAGUGUCUAGCAUAGGUCUAUAGAAUUUCCAGUAAAACAACUAACCACUGUUUUGAAUUAAAAUGUUGAUUUCUGCAGAAGCAAACUAUUAUAUGACGUACCUUUAAAGUACUUCUUUUAUGUUCUAAUUUUAGCUCUGGCUCUUUAUACAGUCUCCCUUACAAAUACUGUUGAUGCUUUUAAAAAUGUAUUUACAUGUGAGCAAGGAGAGAGUGCUGUACCUUUUAAUUUCUUUCCCUCUGUCUCUUACCCUGAAAGUGUGUUUUCAGGGAAGAGUAGGAAAAGUCUCUGGCUCUCCAUUACAGACCAGCUAUGUAGGUCACCCUCUUGUUAUCUCACACAAUUUAACCGAGACAGCUGGCCACAAGAUUGUGGGAUUUGUGUUGUGCUAAGGUCCUGAAGGGCUUGUUUGGGAUGGCCAGGUAUUAGAAGUGUGAUUUGCAAGUUUAAUUUGUCCAACACCUACAUUCCUGUAGUGUUUAUCAUAUGCUGCAUAAAGUAUGCAGAAAAAUGGCAGGGCCUGUAUUCUUUCCAUGUCUCAUUAUCUCGACUAUCUGUAACCUCAUGCUUGUUCUACUUUUCCCAGUGUUCCAGACCAGACCUGGUGCCCCUGAAUGUGAUUAGGAGAAGCUGUUUAUACUGUAAACUCUCCCACUAAACUUGACUCUUCUUGAGGAUAGGAACAGGUCGUGUUUACAUCAGUGCUGGCCACAUACAUAGAGGACAUGUAGUCAAGAUGUGUUUGGGCUCAAUAGAGAAGCCACAUGCACACUCAAGAUUAAUGAAUGAGUGGUACUCCCUGUUCCAAAAGCAGGCUGUCACAGUGGGACCUGGUGGCUUCUUAUCUUUAGUCAUUACCACCCACCCAUAUCUCUGCCUCGGACUGAGACAUUGUGGAGGGACUGUUGUUCCUAUGUGACCUAAGAACAUCUCCACUCCUCUCUGCUCUUAUAUUGUUAGGCAAAGCAGGAUCCCUUGGCACUCGGUUGUUUCUUUUUUGCAUUACUAUUUGGUAGUUAUAUGAUUUAAAAUAGUGCAGAAAAAAGAAGUAAGGCUGUUUUUUGUUUUUUUUUUACCUGCUAGUGGGGAAAAGGUUUACCUACAGCUGGAGCAUAGAACUUGGUUUCUAGGAGAUACCCUUUCAAUUUUUUUUGAGGAAGUACUGGAAUUACAACAUGUUUCAACCCACAAGCUGGUUUUUCUUAUCUUUUUUUCCCUUUUCCCUUAAGAGUGAAAAAAAAAAAGCCCUAGGCAAUAAUAAUGAAAUCUUUUAAAUUUGUGGCAUGAUUGGAAAAUGUAAUCACAGUGUGACAUUCUGUUAUUCUCUAUUCAUCUUUCUUUAUGGAAAAAAAAUAAUUAUGGUGGUUUUCACUGAUAAAAUUCCAAGGAUCUAAUGGUUUCCCAUGACUUAAGUUAGAUUUGAAGGUAUUUUACCUAGAGAUAAUAUCAGCUUCUCUCCAAAAUUUAGAAAUGAUACCCUUGCCCAAUAUUAUGUCACCAUCCCCUGCCCCCACUUCCAAAAAAAAAAAAAAAAACCUAAAGGAAGGGGAAAUUACAUUUUUACUGUUGGUUGAAAAUAGUUCAGAGUAUCACUUGACUUUUGAUGAAAUCUGGAAAGUCACUUAACUCAAACUGUUCCAUCUUCCCACACAUUUCAAAUGAAUGCUACAAGGAAAAUACCUCUGUAGAAGCAGAAGGGCUAUUUUUAGAUUGCACUCCUAUAUUUGGGUUUCAUUAGUCAGAUUCUUUUCCCUCAGGGACAGGGUCAUAUUUGUGUGUACUGUGUUUAUUGGCUUUUUCUUAUCCUCUUUACCCGGGACUACCUGGAGGCCAGCACACUCAGUAAACAUGUUGGUUUAUAAUCUGAAUAAAUCAUGUGUUUGUCUUGCCUACCUUUUCCCUCUGCCUUCCCCCAGUGUUGAAGAUCAAAAGCUUAUUUUGUUUUGAACUUACCUAUGGUUUCAAAUAAUUGAUUUCUCCUGGUUCCUAGUAGCAAGCCAUGGGUAGAGUGAAUACUCUGUUUUCAUUUUUCCCUCCUGAGUUCUAAAACACCUCAAUUUUCCCUCGUUUUUUUUAAAAAAGUUAUAUUUAGAAAAUUUCAGAGAAUUACUCUAAUAAAUUCCUUUUUAAUGAGGUUUUAAUUAUGAAUAUUUGUAGCUUCGAUUAGCCAGCAAGUAUUCAAACCAGGAAGCAUGUACUGGGCUGAUUUUGAAGAUUCCUCUCAGGAUAUUUCUUCAGUGUGUGCCAUUUUGCCCAACCUGACACGUCAGCAGUAGUUUAGUCAUAUCAGGAAAUAGAACAGAUUCAGCCAUGGCCCCAAGGAAGAGAGGUGGACGGGGUAUUUCGUUCAUCUUCUGCUGUUUCCGAAACAAUGAUCACCCAGAAAUCACGUAUCGGCUGCGAAACGAUAGCAACUUUGCACUUCAGACCAUGGAACCAGCAUUGCCCAUGCCCCCUGUGGAGGAGCUGGACGUCAUGUUCAGUGAACUGGUGGAUGAACUUGACCUCACAGACAAACACAGGGAAGCUAUGUUUGCACUUCCAGCUGAGAAAAAAUGGCAAAUAUAUUGUAGCAAGAAAAAGGACCAGGAAGAAAACAAGGGAGCUACAAGCUGGCCUGAAUUCUACAUCGAUCAGCUCAAUUCCAUGGCUGCUAGAAAAUCUCUGCUGGCUUUAGAGAAGGAAGAAGAAGAAGAGAGAAGUAAAACUAUAGAGAGUUUGAAGACAGCACUAAGGACAAAACCAAUGAGGUUUGUAACCAGAUUCAUCGACUUGGAUGGCCUGUCAUGUAUUCUCAACUUUCUAAAGACCAUGGACUACGAGACCUCAGAGUCUCGAAUACAUACCUCUCUCAUUGGAUGUAUAAAGGCGCUAAUGAACAACUCUCAAGGUCGGGCUCACGUCCUGGCUCAUUCUGAGAGUAUUAAUGUAAUUGCUCAGAGUCUGAGCACAGAGAACAUUAAGACAAAGGUGGCCGUGCUGGAAAUCUUGGGCGCCGUGUGCCUGGUUCCUGGGGGCCACAAGAAGGUUCUGCAGGCCAUGCUGCACUACCAGAAGUACGCCAGUGAAAGAACCCGCUUCCAGACAUUAAUUAAUGACUUGGAUAAAAGCACUGGGCGGUAUCGAGAUGAAGUGAGCCUGAAGACAGCCAUCAUGUCCUUCAUCAACGCAGUGCUAAGCCAAGGUGCAGGCGUGGAGAGUUUGGACUUCAGACUUCAUCUUCGCUAUGAAUUUCUGAUGUUAGGAAUUCAACCUGUGAUAGAUAAAUUAAGGGAACAUGAAAAUUCAACAUUAGAUAGGCAUUUAGACUUUUUUGAAAUGCUCCGGAAUGAAGAUGAACUAGAAUUUGCCAAAAGAUUUGAACUGGUUCACAUAGACACCAAAAGCGCAACUCAGAUGUUUGAGCUGACGAGGAAGCGGCUGACGCACAGCGAAGCGUACCCUCACUUCAUGUCCAUCCUGCACCACUGCCUCCAGAUGCCUUACAAGAGGAGUGGCAACACCGUUCAGUACUGGCUACUGCUAGAUAGAAUUAUACAGCAAAUAGUUAUCCAAAAUGACAAAGGGCAAGAUCCUGACUCCACACCUUUGGAAAACUUUAAUAUUAAGAAUGUUGUACGAAUGUUGGUUAAUGAAAAUGAAGUUAAGCAGUGGAAAGAACAAGCAGAAAAAAUGAGAAAAGAGCACAAUGAGCUACAACAGAAAUUGGAAAAGAAAGAACGAGAAUGUGAUGCCAAGGCCCAAGAGAAAGAAGAGAUGAUGCAGACUUUAAAUAAAAUGAAAGAGAAACUUGAAAAGGAGACCACAGAGCACAAGCAAGUCAAGCAGCAGGUGGCGGACCUCACGGCACAGCUCCAGGAGCUCAGCAGGAGGGCUGUCUGUGCUUCAAUCCCAGGUGGACCUUCGCCUGGAGCCCCAGGGGGACCCUUUCCUUCCUCUGCACCUGGGUCUCUUCUUCCUCCCCCACCGCCCCCACCUCUCCCAGGUGGAAUGCUCCCUCCUCCUCCACCUCCCCUGCCCCCGGGGGGCCCUCCUCCUCCCCCAGGGCCUCCUCCCUUAGGGGGACUCAUGCCACCUCCUGGUGCUCCAGUGAGUCUGGCACUCAAGAAGAAGAACAUUCCUCAGCCCACAAAUGCCCUGAAAUCCUUCAACUGGUCUAAGCUGCCUGAGAACAAACUGGAAGGAACAGUGUGGACCGAAAUUGAUGAUUCAAAAGUCUUCAAAAUUCUAGAUCUUGAAGACCUGGAAAGGACUUUCUCUGCCUACCAAAGACAGCAGGAUUUCUUUGUGAGCAAUAACUCCAAGCAGAAAGAAGCAGAUGCCAUUGAUGACACACUGAGUUCCAAACUUAAAGUCAAAGAGCUUUCGGUGAUUGAUGGUCGGAGAGCUCAGAAUUGCAACAUCCUUCUCUCGAGGUUGAAAUUAUCCAAUGAUGAAAUCAAACGAGCAAUUCUGACAAUGGAUGAACAAGAAGAUCUGCCCAAGGACAUGUUGGAACAGCUUUUGAAAUUUGUUCCUGAAAAAAGUGACAUUGACCUGUUGGAAGAACAUAAACACGAGCUGGAUCGGAUGGCCAAGGCUGAUAGAUUCCUUUUUGAGAUGAGCCGAAUUAAUCAUUAUCAGCAAAGAUUGCAAUCGCUGUACUUCAAAAAGAAGUUUGCAGAGCGCGUGGCGGAAGUGAAACCUAAAGUGGAAGCAAUUCGUUCUGGCUCAGAAGAGGUGUUUAGGAGCAGUUCCCUCAAGCAGUUGCUAGAGGUGGUUUUGGCAUUUGGAAAUUAUAUGAAUAAAGGCCAAAGAGGAAAUGCGUAUGGAUUCAAGAUCUCCAGCCUAAAUAAGAUAGCUGACACAAAAUCCAGUAUUGAUAAGAACAUUACCCUUUUGCACUAUCUCAUAACUAUUGUGGAAAAUAAAUGCCCCAAUGUUCUCAAUCUGAAUGAAGAAUUGCGAGAUAUUCCUCAAGCCGCAAAAGUAAACAUGACUGAGCUGGACAAAGAAAUAAGUACCUUGAGAAGUGGCUUGAAAGCAGUAGAGACAGAGCUGGAAUAUCAGAAGUCUCAGCCCCCACAGCCCGGAGAUAAGUUUGUGUCCGUUGUCAGCCAGUUCAUCACAGUAGCCAGCUUCAGCUUCUCUGAUGUUGAAGAUCUUCUAGCAGAAGCCAAAGACCUGUUUACUAAAGCAGUGAAGCAUUUUGGGGAAGAAGCUGGCAAAAUGCAGCCGGAUGAGUUCUUUGGCAUUUUUGAUCAGUUUCUUCAAGCUGUGUCAGAAGCCAAACAAGAGAAUGAAAACAUGAGGAGGAGGAAGGAAGAAGAAGAGCGUCGAGCUCGCAUGGAAGCUCAGCUCAAAGAGCAACGUGAAAGGGAACGUAAAAUGAGAAAAGCAAAAGAGAACAGCGAAGAAAGCGGAGAGUUUGAUGACCUUGUUUCAGCGUUACGCUCCGGAGAAGUGUUUGACAAAGACCUUUCCAAAUUGAAACGGAAUCGCAAACGCAUUACCAACCAGAUGACGGACAGCAGCCGAGAGAGACCAGUCACAAAACUUAAUUUCUAAUUUUCCAUGAAUACUUUUCUAGAAAGCGCAUUAGUAUCCCUUUGAAGUGACUAGAACUUUUCAUUACACUGCCUUGCAAUCCAAACGGUGGCAAUUUCUUCCCUCAUCUGUGAGUGAAUGUGUGUAUGUAAAUGUAUGCGUGUGUAUAUAUAUGUAUUAAAAAGUGUAUAUAGAAGUCUGAGUGUUGUCUGGAGACCUAUAUGUAUAGCUAAAAAAUUUUGUUAAUGUAUGUGCUCAGAAACCCUUCGUGUAUGCAUUCACAUUGAGUGUGGCUCAUUUUCUCUCCCUGAACACCAUGACUGUUCAGAAGCACAAUAUUAUCUCCUGAAAGAGAUGACAGAGACAUUCCCUAGAGUAUAUUUAAAAAAGAAAAGGCUUGCAGAAUAUUUUAUGGUUUCCAAGCUUGGUAUACUCUGAAAUUAUUUUCAUUGGUGGAACUGGAGUUGGACAAAUGUAGAUGUAAAAUGGUUUUUGAUAGUUGACAAUGUGAUGCUGGUGCAUCGCAUCAGUAAUAAGUAGGACCAGCUUAGAAUUUCUGACGUUGGUGUGGGGAUACAGUCUGUAAAUAUUUAUUAAGAACAUCUUGCACACAAUGUGAAUCAUGUAGAAUGUCAAUCAGAAUUUUUCUGUAUAUUUAAAACUUGGACAUCAAUUUUUUUUCCCCCCUAAUUUCAUCAAGUUCUCUGCCAAGUACUCUUGAUGACUUCUUUAAAUUGCUUUUGGAAAGAACACUAUCUUCAUGCAAUCCACACUCUUGUUAAAAAAAAAAGAUUACCAGAAUGUGCUUCUUGUUCUAACAAUAUAGAUAUAUAAACCUGAAAAAUAAAAUAUCCUACCCAAGACUUAAAGGUAGAAUUCUCUGAAGGGAUAAAGAUUCUUUAAAAAAAUUUUUUAAUGGGGUGCCUUUUUGUUGUUGUUGUAUUUUCUAUUUUCUGUUUUGUAGGACAAGCUGCAUCUUCUGUAAAUAUAGGUCUGGAAUAAAUGACACUUAAAGAAUGCACAAAAUGUCAACAGCAUCAGCAGAUAUGCCCAGAUCUAUUUAUCUCUAAGUAUAUUUGAAGUGGUUUGUUUAUAUGUUGUCAUUUUAAAUUGUAUGUCAGUAAAGCUACCUGUAAAAUUUCAGUCCAAAAAAUAAAGCUCUCAGGGAGAAACAAUAAAAACAAUGAACAUUAGAAAAUAAAAUAUAGAUGCUUACCAUUAACCUACCAACUCUUAAUAUCCUUAAAUUAUAUGAUAUAUAAAGAGGACUGUUACUUUUUGCCUUUUUUUUUUUUUUUUUUUGCUUUGCUUUAUUUAUUUGUAGUUGGGAUGGGGGGCCUAAUGUUUAUUCUUUUCUUUCCAUUGAUCCUAUUGUGGUUGGGUUUCCUGUGGAGAGAGUAGUUUGUCCUGUUGCACUAGAUUAUUUACUCACUAAAUUGAGUUUUUCAAUUAACAAAUAUUUAUUAAGCACCUACUGUGUACCAGGCAUAGUAGGGCUACAAUGGUAAGCAAGACAGAGUCCCUGCCCCCACGGAGCUUAUGCUGUAAUGGGGAUAUUAAGGGAUGAAUAGAAUACCAAUGUGUGCACUGUACAGGAAUCACGCUAUUUAAAAAUAAUUUGUAUAAACUAUAAUGCUUAGUGCAGAUGGCAAGGUAUCUGUGCUAAGUGAAAGCUGUGAAAUAGUGCUCUAAGAGUUGUCAAGAGCUGUGGUUUUACAUUUUGUUUCUCAUUGCAAAUAUAGUGACUUUCUACACAUUAUAUGGACAUAAACGUCUCCUAGCAAAUAAAACGGUCAUGAAUACAAAGCAGAGGUCACGCUCCCCCACCCCCUAGUUAACCGAGCUCUGCGCGUACACCACGUUAAAGGUGCAGAUGGAGACUCGGCUCAAAAAGGCUUAGAGAUGAGGAGUUGGAUAUAAUGAUGGUUUUGUCUAUUCCUUAACUAAAGUGCCUCUAUGUAUAUUCUUUUCUAUUUAAAGCAGGAGAAAUUUGGUCUGGCUCAAUUUUGAAACUGUAUUUUGAAAAUGGCUUUGUCUUAUAGUUUAAGGAAUAGACAUGGGGAGGAAGAGUCACAUACAGGAGCAAGUUUGUGUAGCAUGUCCCUCUUGCCCUUCUUAAAUCAUCCUCUUUUUGAUAUGGCCAUCCUGGUAGGCCUCCUUUGCCAUGUCCACGUUUGGUUCCUUUCCCCGAAAACUGUGUGCAGGUAAUUCCAUGUGCCAUUGUUGAGAAGAAAAAAACAAAAAAAACCUUUUAGAUUGGUGCUGGUGUAAGUAGCCACUUUUCUCUCUUGGGUGUGUAUUUUAAAGUUUUUUGUUUGUUUUUUUAAAUUAAUGCCAAAAAGAAAAAGCAUAAUUUGUAAACUUAAUUAUAUGUCUUGUAUCUUAUUAGUUUAGUAGUCGGAACCACUUAGUCUUUAGGUGCAAGACUGUUGUUAGAUAGUACCAAGAAAAAUGAUGUUGUAUGUGUUAUGAGACUGUACAUUUUUUAAAAAAUAGCAAUAUGCAAUAAAGAGAUGAAUUCAUUGGGUGUACA